AUGUCGUCGGAGGACAGUAAGGAAAUCGAUCCCUCCGAGUUCGUGCAGCGGAUUCAACGGUUAGGCGACCAACGAGACCGCGAGGAUGCCGAGCGCGUCAAGAAGCUCGAGGAGGAGCUGAUACAAGGACGCAGCGAGCGACUAGCGCGGAGAGCAGAGCGAGCCCGUUCAAUCUCCCCCGACAAGCCAUAUACUCCCCAAUCACCGCGCUCUGCCACUGCCACUCCCCGAAUGGUACAGGAAAAGGCUGCUAGCACGCCCACACCUACCAUGAGCCCUCCCGCUCAAGACACGGGACGCGACGAAUCGCUGCAGCGCCUCACGAGCUCUCCCACGACGGCGACCCUCGAGGACACAGAACCCAAGAAACCGGCUACCAGCGCGGCAGCAUUGGGUCGCUCAGGCACAUUAUCGUGGAACCAGAGGCCCAAGUCGGGCAGCAUACGCCGACCUCUGUCAGUCGCCUCACGCUCGCCCGAACGAGCUUCUGACAGCAACACACCCGAACCACCGUCCUCGCCCGAGGCCAACCCGUCCCGAAGCUCCAUUGCCGCAUCGUUAGGCGCCAAGGAUCCAAACUUCUUCCGGCAAUCAGCAGAGGGCGGAAGGGGGUCGGCGGCUUUCAGGAAAAACCAGGAUGAUGCCGCUUCAGAGACAGGUUCAGUGUCGGGCAGGCGGCAACUGCCAGGCAUGUCACGCGAGUCUACUGUAGAGCCCGAGAUGAGUAGUCCGCCUACAGAAGGCAUACGCUCCAGCUCGCCCGGCUCUCGGGCUGGCUCCGUGCGAGGCAGCGCCACGAUGAGCAACCGUUUCUCCUCCAACACAUCCGUCUCUGGUGGCGAUGCAGAGUCUCUCGCCAAAGGACGGUCGCACCUUCCAACACUCGACUCCCAAAAGUUCGCCCCGCCUUCCGAACAAGACUCGUCGAUCGAUGGUGGAGACAGCGAACGUGCCGCACGCGCCCUCGCCAUGUCACCAACCCAAGGGAGAAUCUCGCCCGAACGGGAGCGAUCAGCGUCGCCUACCAAGGGCAUGGGCGGCUUCGUGCAAAGUGCCAUGCUCAAGCGAAGCGAUAGCGUAAGCAAGAGGUGGAGCACGCAGACACCGCCAGUUCUGAGCAGGCAAAACUCAACCCUGAGCAACCGUGGGAGCGUUUAUGGCUCAAUCUCCGGCCUUGAGCGACCUAACUUGACUAGAGACAACUCCAUCGAGCCUUCCUCCUCGCGUCCGGCCUCCAGCUACAGCAAUGCGACCAUAACCGGGGCCGACAAGGACAGCGCAACCAAAGACGAGUUCGUCAAGCCUGCCCUGCCUCACCGUCAUAGCAGAGCCAAGUCUGUUGCGUCGACCUUUAGCGACAAAGACGCACUGCAAGACGAUUUCUCACCCCCGAGCCCCUCGAAGCGGUGGAGCCCUACAAAGUCGACCUGGCUCGAGAGCGCGCUGAGCAGGCCAGAGUCGCCCAAGCCGAAGCAAUCGGCACCAGCGCAACCCGCGUGGAUGGCAGAAAUCAAUCGCAUCAAGCAACAGCGUAGCAGUGUGGACCUAGGCAAGGGUAGCUCGUUCGGAGAGCCGACUGGGUCGGGUCGCACGUCGCCUAUAAAAGACAUACAAUUGAAACCUGUAGGCCUCCGCAGGCCCGAGUCUCCCAAGAAAGAAGAGUCUGCAGAGCCCAAGAAGAUGGAGACUGUCAAAGAAGCGUCGCCGAGUCCUACACCUGCAUUGGCACCAAAGCCCUUGUUCACCAAAAAAGAAGAACACAAGCCCGCAGCCGAGACAUCACCGAGGGCGACUGAGCCUGAAGCUGCAAAAGACACCCUCGAGCAGGCUGCUACCGAAGCAACUGCUCCUGUCUCUACCAAGUCAGCAUCACCACCACCACCACCACCACCAGCUGAACAACCACCGACACCAGUAGAAUCCAAACCAGUAGCGUCACGAUUCAACCAGGACACUGGACGUGGUCUCCCAGCUUCGAAGCCGAAAACACCACCUAAGAAAGAUUUCCGCGCUGGAUUGAAGCCGCGCCGGCCACCUCCUGAUAAUUCAAAGAAGGAGGGAGAGGUCAACGAAUUACAGAACGUGUUUGGCAGAUUAAGGAAGGCUGAGACCAAGAACUAUGUUGCGCCAGAUGUGCUCAAGGAGAACAUUACACGAGGCAAAGGCGCUCUUAACAUAACCGGUGGCCCAAAGCCUACAGUUCGAAAAGAUGAGUUCAGGGAGAGCCUCAUCAAGAGGAAAUCUACCAUAUUUGACAAGGCUCAAGAAGAGGGCUCAGCGCUGAAGAGAUCGGACAGUGCAUCCAAACCAUCCCCUCCGACGCCAGAGGCUAUUGCAAAGAAGAAGGUCUUAAACCGAGCAGAUAGUGACCCGAAAGCUGCUGCACCGAAAGAACCAGAGCCCAUUCCGGAAGCUCUGAUGAGGAGGAAGAGUUUAGCGGCGAACAGGCCUGUCAUUAACGACAAGCCAGCACAACCCGCACCCGCCUCCACGACAAAAGAGCCAGCAAUGUCUGGCAAGCUCGCGGGUCGAUUCAACCCUGCUCUAGCUGGUAUGCUCGCUCGAGGCCCACCUCCUCUUGCGAUGAACAAGUCUACAUCAAGUGCUGAGGUAGACGUGUCUCCUACCAGGUCUGCGCAGGAAGAGAAGACGGGACCUGCUCCAGAGCUGCAACACAUGACUAAGGGUCGUGCUCGCGGACCGAAGCGAGGGGCACCCGCCUCGAAACCCACCACUGCCGAACCGGAGAAGACUCAAGAGAAGGCUCAAGAGAAGGUACCUACUGCUACCGUUGCUCCCUCGGCCAAACCAGAGCAUGUCCUUCCUAGCUCUGAGCCUUCCAAGACUAACGGAAAACCAGAGGAGCGACCAGUAGCCAGGACGCCAGCCAGACAGUCUUCGACUGAUAAGCCUGCUACCCCAGCCAAAUCAGCGCGCAUCUCUUCCGGAGCCUUCGCCAAAGCGUCACCCCCAGAGCCUCCCAAGAAGUCAGAGUCCUCGGAACUAGAUCGAACGGUUUCUGAUCCGCAGGUCUUGCCCAAGCCUUCGCCUCGACCGGAGUCUAUCAGCUCACCGAAGCCUUCCUCGCCAGGAAUACCCAAGAAGCCAACGUCUCUGGAGUUCGAAAGACGAGUCUCGGGGUCAUACAAUACGCCGCAGAAGUCACCUUUGCCCAAGCAAACUGAAUCACCAAAGCCGGCCUCACCCACGUCUUCCCCAGCCACACCUCAUUCUCGAUUCUCGCGUCCUUUACCAACGUUGCCUAGCAAGCCAGUAGCAGAGAGUCCCAGGUCGACACCACUUCGGGAGAUUUCAACACCCAAUGUGGAGAUCUCGCCGGCGAAGGAUGAGCCUUCGCCUGAGAAGACUACGUUCUCAUCAGUCAAGAGCGCUACCACACUAUGGGGCAGGUCCUCAGCUUCUUCGUCGCCCGCUCCACCACGAGUCAGGUCUCCGAUCAAACUCCCUACACAAGCAGACGAACAAGCUGCAAUGAAGGACGCCGGCUUGAUUCGCUCAUCGGGGUCAGGCACCAAGGCUCUGCCCGAUCCGCCGCAAUCAAACUCACAAUCACCGACUGAAUCCAAGCCUCUGCCACCGAAGCCAAAACCUGUCGGGCUAGGCUUCAGCUUAGGAAGCUUGGGUGGGUUCGUCGCGUCUCGAUCACGAGAAUCCAGUCCUCAACCACCCAAAAACGCACCUAUGUCACCGCCGGGAAGCGCAAAUAGACCAUUCUCUGAGCCUUCCAUUGUGUCACCGACUCUCCCAAAACACGAUGGGAUGUUCGCAGACUUCUUCGAUGAAGCCCCUGUGACUGAAGGCCAGCUGCCCGACAACAUCGAUACUAUGUACACACUAAAAUCUCCGCCGCUUGACCUAGGUCCAUCUGGAAAGAUACGUACGUUGCGCAAGCAGAUCCAAGAAGUAACUGGCGAUGGUAGACUCACAGCUGUGCCUGUUCAAGAAGAGCAUAUCCUGUUCCAGGAUUCAAUGUAUCUGUGCACGCACGUCUAUGAUGACGCAAGGGGUGUUAGGCAUACUAAUGUCUACUUGUGGGCUGGCAAUGGUGUAGCAGAGCCUACGCUUGAAGAUGUACAACUCUUCGCAAAGAACCAUGCACGUCAAAAUCAAGGCACGCUUCUAGUCAUACGUCAAGGUCAAGAGACACCCAACUUCUUCGAAGCCCUGGGCGGUAUUGUCAUCACAAGACGUGGUGCAAAGCCAGCGGCGAAGGAAUUCAUGCUCUGUGGUCGCCGCCAUCUUGGACACCUUGCUUUUGACGAAGUCGAUUUCUCACUCAAGAGCCUAUGCUCCGCCUUCCCCUACCUUGUCUCCACUUCGGCUGCCAAGGUGUUUCUUUGGAAGGGCCGCGGCUGUUCUGCUGAGGAGCUAUCUGGUGCACGUCUUAUGGGCAUGGACCUCGCGCCUACUGGUGACUACAACGAGAUUGAUGAAGGCGCCGAACCUCCAAGCUUCCUCAACAACACAUUCCCUCCCCCUCAAGUCCCAGCAAAGGGACCCGCCAUUCCCCGCUCAGCAGACCAUUGGCGCUACAAGGCCACAUCCGACAAGUACCGCGUACGUCUCUACAAGAUCGAACAAACGACUGGCCAGCCGGCAGGAUGGGGCCAAGCACUCCAGGUGAGCAGCUCCUUUUUCGCACCGCUGCUGCGAAGACCAUCUUGGAACGCUGCUGAACAGAGGCCACAGACGCCGCUUACGCCCAAGACGCCGCAAGGUGCUGUCAAGACCGAAGUCAAAGAAAUUAUGCCCUUCUCUCAGAGGGAUCUGGAGCCGGAGAACGUAUAUGUACUUGACGCGUUCUUCGAGAUGUACAUAAUUGUUGGUCCUUUGUCUCGCACACAAGCGCCUGCAUUCUCCACUGCCCUAAUGUUCGCGCAAGCCUACGGUAUGCUCGCUGUGUCAGAGGAAGACCGUCCAUUCAUGCCCGUUACUACGGUUGUACUAGAAGGUGUACCUCGCGACAUGAAGGUCCUUUUCCGUCACUGGGAUGACAAGCUCAUUCCUGCAGCUGGCUUGAUGAGUGGUAAACUUGGCCGAGGCAAGAGUUUGAGGAUCGUUGGCUUGGAGAAAGCUAUCGAGGCUACGCGAAGAUAG
Messenger RNA from Alternaria arborescens, 5118 nucleotides. RefSeq lists its product as hypothetical. The transcript is spliced from 3 exons. The record is from RefSeq and is a predicted model, not a curated record. The coding region runs from base 1 to 5118 and encodes 1705 amino acids. Gene Ontology annotation, biological process: barbed-end actin filament capping; actin filament severing. NCBI's taxonomy places the organism in Eukaryota, Fungi, Ascomycota, Dothideomycetes, Pleosporales, Pleosporaceae. Gene Ontology annotation, molecular function: actin filament binding; phosphatidylinositol-4,5-bisphosphate binding.